AAUGACACCACGGCUGCAGCUCUUCAUCACUUUACUGCUUCACUUUGAAGCAGGAAUCAGUGAUGGACGAAUCGUUCUCCAUCACAGAGCUGGAGAUGACGUCGUUUUACCAAGAAAAUGCGAUUCAUCAUCCGACCCAUGUUCUCAUGUUCACUGGUUUUACAACAACAUUCAAAAUGGAAACACACAAGAUGAGAUUAUUGAUGGAAAUAUCAAGAAGACGUCACCUCGAGCUGACAGGAUGAGUUUGAGCAGUAACUGCUCUCUGAUCAUCAACAACAUCACUGCUGAAGAUGCUGGUCGUUACACCUGUAGGGUUGGAUAUGAUGCUUACUUUGACACACAUGUGUAUCUGAGUGUUUUAACAGUUUCUCCAUCUCCACCAGAUGUGGAUCCAGGAAGGGAUGGAGAUGUGACAUUACACUGUUCUCUGAUGAGACACAGUUUUUUGGGUCCCUGUGAGCAGAACAGCAUCAUCUGGGUGAAUGAGACAGGAACUGUGCUGCUUGGUGAAGGUGAUGGGUUUGUGUCUGGAGGACAGAACAACUGUGUUUCUGAUCUGAUUGUGAAACAUCAGAGAGGCUCCAAGAGAAGAUUCACCUGCCAGGUUGUUGAAGGAAACGGAGUGAAGAUAGAUGCUGAAUACACGCUGGACUUUACAGAUUCCAGUCUGAUCAAUACCAGACUGAUUAUUGGAUCGGUGGUCAGGGGGCUGAUGGUGGUUCUGGUCAGCAUUGCUACUUUUCUCAUCAUUUACAGGAUGAAACAGGUGAACAAUGAAGAAGAUGAUGAUGAUGAUGAUGUGGUGAACUAUGAAAACGAUACUUCUGUUUGAUCCACAGAUCUAUAAAUCAGCUGUGAAAAUAGAUCUGACCUGCAGUCGGCGCAGAAAUGAACUUAUCCCUUUUUACUGCAGCAAAAAACAUAUUUAUUGUUUAAUUAUCCAUCAAGGCCUGGAUUUAGAAAAAGUCUCUGCCUCCUUUUCACCGACUGAACUCAUUGUUUUUCUUUUCCUACAUGUAUGUAGAAUAAUUCUGACUUCUACAAUCGUAACAUUCAUUUUUAUCCGGAGUUUAUUUCUUCAAGAUGUCUCCCAAUGACGAGAGCAUCCUCAGUGGGGUUAAACAGGAUUUGUACAUUUUGUUGGAUAGUUUAAUCUUUUUAUCUCGUUAAAAUCCUUUUUUUACAGUGAAACUUGAAAUUGAACGAGUUUCUUGUCUGAAAACACACAGAACUAAGGUGGUGGAACGUUAGGAAGCUUCCCAUGAUGAGGUCACGAUUGUGUUAUUAAUGUAAGUCUGCCCGCUAAGAGUCUUUAAUCAGCCUGGCUACAGCACUGAAAAAACGUGGGCUUGUUAUUUUUCUCCUCUAGCAGUUCUAGCUUUGCUGAAAGGCUUUCUGAUAUCAGACUGUCUUUCCACGGUAAGCAGGUAAACAUUUUCUUCCAACGUUUCUUGAAGCGUGCUUUAAAACCCGCAGCUGUGAAUAAAACGAUGGAGCCAACCUCCUGCAAACAAAACGGUGGAUGAAUAUUUGAUCCUCCAACAAAACCGGUGAACAACUGCGCUAGUGUUUUUGUGUUGUACAUUACCAUGGAUAUUGUAACUCCAGUUCUUUCAAUGACUGCAGUCCCUCAGAGCAACUGAAGAUAAAUCGCUUUAACCUCACAAAUAUGGCGUCUUUUUGUAUUUUGGGGCUUUUUUUAUGUAAAUAAAAAUA
Molecule: messenger RNA, 1719 nt
Organism: Cololabis saira (Pacific saury)
Lineage: Eukaryota; Metazoa; Chordata; Actinopteri; Beloniformes; Belonidae
Exons: 5
Coding region: 2-835 (277 amino acids)
Biological process (GO): interleukin-15-mediated signaling pathway; T cell activation; positive regulation of ERK1 and ERK2 cascade
Cellular component (GO): external side of plasma membrane; membrane raft
Molecular function (GO): protein tyrosine kinase binding; MHC class II protein binding
Source: RefSeq, a predicted model, not a curated record